AUGGCGGAGGUGACGAGGGUGUUGAGGGAGAUGCAGCUGGGCAAUGAUGGGGGCUUGGUGCCAGCGAGUGGUUUGGUUCCCCUCUGCACGAGGCGCCGCACCAAGCUCGCGAAGGAUGAUUCGGCGGCCGUCGGCGGCUUCGUUGGUGAGAUCGGCGCCACCAACAAGGCCUUCGGCGAGAUCGGCGUCGGGAAGGCUGAGCGUAAGGUGGCGGUUGCGGGGAACAAGGAGGCGACCGGGACAGGCAUGACGAAGGCGGCAUCCUGGAGUGACUUCGGGACCUGCGGCACCAACCUGGCGGGGAACAAGCCGGCGGCCAAGGCGGAGGGCAAGCCCGAUCCGUCGUGGCCAAGUUGCCAAGUUGGAGGCCAAGCGUCAGGCGGCGACGCUGAGCCGUGGCAAAUGGCGAGGGCAAGCGCCUGCCCUCAGCAAAGGAGGAGGGCAAGCCCGAGGAGGUGGCCAUGGUGA
Miscanthus lutarioriparius is the source of this 468-nucleotide messenger RNA. The record is from the annotation of a GenBank genome assembly. Lineage: Eukaryota; Viridiplantae; Streptophyta; Magnoliopsida; Poales; Poaceae.